This is a messenger RNA of Pipistrellus nathusii (Nathusius's pipistrelle), 3153 nucleotides long. NCBI's taxonomy places the organism in Eukaryota, Metazoa, Chordata, Mammalia, Chiroptera, Vespertilionidae. The record is from the annotation of a GenBank genome assembly.
AUGGAGGUCAGAGCUUCAUUACAGAAGGUUACUGGGUCAUCGGAUUAUGUGGCUACACAGAACAGUGAAGAAUUUGUUUUGGUUCCUCAGCAUGCAGAUGAUACUUCUACAAAAGAUGAAGAAAAACCUGAACUGAAGAUAGUUUCUAAUGAUGAACAAUUGGAAAAAGCCAUGGAAGAGAUUUUGAGAGAUUCUGAGAAAGGGCAAGGCAGCCUUCUUGUGGAUCUUCAAAGUUCCAGUGAGAUUUCAGACCAUUCACUUGGAGGUGUUUCAGCCAGCCAAACAAAUAAGCCAUCUCUUCAGUUAAUUUUGGAUCCAUCAAAUACAGAAAUUUCUACUCCCAGGCCAUCUUCUCCAAGUGGAUUGCCAGAAGAAAAUAGUGUUUUAUUUAACAAACUGACCUACUUAGGAUGUAUGAAGGUUUCUUCCCCACGUAAUGAAGUGGAGGCUUUACGGGCAAUGGCAACUAUGAAAUCUUCGAGUCAGUACCCCUUUCCUGUUACUCUAUAUGUGCCAAAUGUUCCAGAAGGUUCUGUAAGAAUCAUAGAUCAGUCCAGCAAUAUGGAGAUAGCAUCUUUUCCAAUCUAUAAGGUGUUGUUCUGUGCACGUGGACAUGAUGGGACAACAGAGAGCAAUUGCUUUGCAUUUACAGAGAGUUCCCAUGGUUCAGAAGAAUUUCAGAUACACGUUUUCACCUGUGAAAUUAAAGAGGCAGUAAGCAGAAUUUUAUAUAGUUUCUGUACAGCAUUCAAACGUUCUUCUAGACAAGUUUCUGAUGUUAAAGACUCAGUUAUUCCUACCCCCGACAAUGAUGUGUUUACCUUCAGUGUCUCCUUGGAGGUAAAAGAAGAUGAUGGAAAAGGAAACUUUAGUCCUGUGCCUAAGGACAGAGAUAAAUUUUAUUUCAAAUUGAAGCAAGGAAUAGAGAAGAAGGUAGUGAUUACAGUGCAGCAACUUUCUAACAAAGAAUUGGCUAUUGAAAGAUGUUUUGGAAUGUUAUUAAGCCCAGGUCGAAACGUGAAGAACAGUGACAUGCAUUUACUGGAUAUGGAAUCCAUGGGGAAAAGCUAUGAUGGGAGGGCUUAUGUUAUCACUGGCAUAUGGAACCCUAAUGCACCCAUAUUUCUGGCACUUAAUGAAGAAACCCCAAAAGAUAAACGAGUGCACAUGACGGUGGCAGUGGAUCUGGUGGUCACGGAGGUGGUGGAGCCUGUCCGCUUUCUCCUGGAGACAGUAGUGCGCGUAUACCCUGCAAACGAGCGGUUCUGGUAUUUCAGCAGAAAGACUUUCACGGAGACUUUCUUCAUGAGGUUGAAACAGACUGAGGGAAAAGAUCACACCAGUGCUGGAGAUGCAAUAUAUGAGGUGGUGAGUCUACAGAGAGAGUCUGAGAAGGAGGAACCUGUCACUCCUAUUAGUGGAGGGGGCCCAAUGUCACCCCAGGAGGAUGAAGCAGAAGAGGAGAGUGAUAAUGAACUCUCAAGUGGAACAGGUGAUGUAUCUAAGGAUUGUCCUGAGAAGAUCCUGUAUUCCUGGGGAGAAUUGCUAGGAAGAUGGCACAAUAACCUUAGUGCACGACCGAAAGGACUGUACCCGCUGGUGAAGAGUGGCGUCCCUGAAGCUCUGAGGGCAGAGGUAUGGCAGUUGUUAGCAGGCUGCCAUGACAACCAGGCAAUGCUGGAUAUAUACCGAAUUCUCAUCACAAAGGACUCUGCCCAGGAGAGUGUUAUCACUCGAGACAUUCAUCGGACAUUCCCUGCACAUGAUUACUUUAAGGACACAGGAGGAGAUGGCCAGGAAUCGCUCUACAAGAUCUGCAAGGCCUAUUCUGUCUACGACGAAGACAUUGGGUACUGCCAAGGACAGUCUUUUCUUGCUGCUGUAUUGCUUCUGCAUAUGCCAGAAGAACAAGCAUUCUGUGUUUUGGUGAAAAUCAUGUAUGACUAUGGUUUACGAGAUCUCUACAAAAACAAUUUUGAAGAUCUUCAUUGCAAAUUUUAUCAGUUGGAGAGACUAUUGCAGGAGCAGCUACCGGACCUGCACAGCCAUUUUUGUGACCUGAACCUGGAGGCCCAUAUGUAUGCUUCCCAGUGGUUUCUCACUCUUUUCACCGCCAAGUUCCCACUCUGCAUGGUCUUCCACAUCAUUGACUUACUGCUCUGUGAGCGUUUGAAUAUAAUCUUUCAUGUAGCCUUGGCUCUUCUAAAGACCUCAAAGGAAGAUCUUCUGCAGGCUGAUUUUGAAGGGGCUUUAAAGUUCUUCAGAGUUCAGCUUCCAAAGAGAUACAGGGCAGAGGAAAAUGCAAGAAGAUUGAUGGAGCAGGCUUGUAAUAUUAAGGUAUCGACCAAGAAGCUGAAGAAAUAUGAGAAGGAAUAUCAGACAAUGCGUGAGAGUCAGCUGCAGCAGGAGGACCCCAUGGACAGAUACAAGAGGGAGAACCGGAGAUUACAGGAGGCCAGCAUGAGGCUGGAACAAGAGAAUGAUGACCUCGCCCAUGAACUUGUAACCAGCAAGAUUGCUCUGCGGAAUGACUUGGAUCAGGCGGAAGACAAGGCAGACGUGUUGAAUAAGGAGCUCCUGUUGACCAAGCAGAGGCUGGUGGAGACCGAGGAAGAGAAGAGGAAGCAGGAGGAAGAGACGGCUCAGCUAAAAGAAGUCUUCAGGAAACAACUAGAGAAGGCAGAAUAUGAAAUAAAGAAGACUACGGCUAUCAUUGCCGAGUACAAACAGAUCUGUUCCCAGUUGAGCACCAGACUGGAGAAACAGCAAGCAGCCAGCAAGGAGGAGCUGGAGGUGGUAAAGGGUAAAAUGAUGGCCUGUAAGCACUGCAGUGACAUUUUCAGCAAGGAGGGCGCUCUGAAGCCAGCAGCCAUAAGCAGAGAGGACCAGGGGAUUGAAUCAGAUGAUGAGAAGGACUCACUUAAGAAGCAACUGAGGGAGAUGGAGCUGGAAUUGGCACAAACCAAACUGCAGCUGGUGGAGGCCAAGUGUAAAAUCCAGGAACUUGAACAUCAGAGAGGGGCCCUCAUGAAUGAAAUCCAAGCUGCGAAAAACUCUUGGUUUAGCAAAACCCUGAACUCUAUCAAAACGGCCACGGGCACCCAGCCGCUGCCGCCGCCACAGAGCACCCAGCCGCCCAAAGAGAGCACAUAG